Messenger RNA from Adelges cooleyi (spruce gall adelgid), 2600 nucleotides. Its product is annotated as zygotic gap protein knirps-like. Gene Ontology annotation, molecular function: zinc ion binding; sequence-specific DNA binding; DNA-binding transcription factor activity. Lineage: Eukaryota; Metazoa; Arthropoda; Insecta; Hemiptera; Adelgidae. Bases 311 to 1441 code for a protein of 376 amino acids. The transcript is spliced from 3 exons. The record is from RefSeq and is a predicted model, not a curated record. Gene Ontology annotation, biological process: regulation of DNA-templated transcription.
CGCUCCGGAUAGUCCACGUUUUCGUCGCUUCGCGUUGUUGCUCGUUGACCGGCUUAUACGAACUCGUACAUACUUGUAUACUUACAAUAAUAUAUAACGUACAUUUAGAGUAUCUUUGCGAAACGAUUUGUUGUAUAUUUACUCGGCAAAUUUUACAACGAAAACAGCAUAUCAUCACACGUCGUUUCCGAUCGGUACGCGGUUUUCAAAUUUAUAAUAAGUGUCAGAAGAAAAAAAGUUACACAAAUUAACCAAACGAUAUAAUAUUGUGCGUUACCUUUAUUGAUUAACCAUGACGUUCGAGUCUUGAAUGUCGUUGGACGCCGCGAAAAGCAACUCGGCCUUAAACUCCGAUUGGAUAUGCUCACACGUUUUGCAAACACCAAACAUGAACCAACAGUGUAAAGUUUGUGGAGAACCGGCCGCCGGUUUUCAUUUCGGCGCGUUCACUUGCGAGGGCUGUAAAUCAUUUUUCGGCCGAACUUACAACAAUUUGAGUUCCAUUUCGGAAUGCAAAAACAACGGCGAAUGCGUCAUCAACAAAAAGAAUCGGACGUCGUGCAAAGCGUGCCGACUCCGUAAAUGCCUGCUAGUAGGCAUGUCCAAGAGCGGUUCUAGGUACGGUCGUCGGUCCAACUGGUUCAAGAUUCAUUGCCUGCUGCAAGACCAAAAUGCGGCCGCGGCCGCCGCCACGCACGGCAACAGUCGGCCACCAUCGCUCAACGUUCCCGGUGGGUUCAACGGUUCGCCGCUAUAUCCGGGCGGCCUCAUGCAUCCUGGCCAUCCCUUUCUCACAACAGACAAAUUCCUGCAGGCCCGGCUUAACGGCUACGGCGCGGCGCUAAUGGCGCAAGACGACGCGUAUUGCCGUGCCGCCGGCGGAGGCGGUUCGCCUAAGCGCCGCUGGUACUCGGCGUCCGACGACUCCGGCGGCUCGUCCAUGCCUGAAGACGAGGAAGCCUCGUGCAAGGCCAGUCCGGUGCGCAGGCACAGCCCAUCGCCUCAACCAUGCAUGUCGGCCGCGUCGCCGUCCUCUUCGUCGACUUCGGGCGACAUCAAACCCGUCAUAAUGCCCGUCAGCCCAACGACCGUUUUGGGUACUUCCGUAUCCGGCUUCCACUCGCCGUACUACCCCAUGUCCGUCACCCGACCGGGUCUGACGCCGUUCGGUGGCGGGCUGACACUAUCCAUGGCGGCGGCUGGAUGGCACACCGGUCGCACGGCCACCGGCGGCGAUCUCAUGCUGUCCAGUCCGGCGCCCGGCGGCGUGGCCGUUGAACAAGAAUACCCCAUCGACUUGUCGCUUAAGAGCGGCUCCGCCACUGAACAGUAUGCCAAAUACAGCCGAACACCGCCCCGGUCGGAUCCAGAACCCGCCGCGGCCACAAUGCCUCUACCCCCGUCACCACUAGACUUGACCAAGCGGACGGCCGAAGUGUGACCGACGCCAAUGGAUUACGGUCGAGCAAUUUUAGCGAAAGUAACGCGAAACCCAAAUUUGUUUUCACCCCUGUACAUAAUAUUAUAUCGAAUUAUUGUAUUUUAUAAUUAUCAUUUUUCCUCGCUUCUACAGUGUAAUAAUAAUAAAUAAAUAAUAACAUCGUUAUUAUAAUGUUGUCGCCAUUUUUUUAUGGCAUCGUCCUAGUCAUUGUAAAACAAAGAAUAUAAUAAAACCGCUCGCGUAGCAUUAUAAAAUUACACCGUAUUAUCAUAUAGUAAGUCCAAAAAAAAAAAACAACGACAAAAUUAAUCGGAGGCACGCACCACACACAUACAUAAUACCUUUAAUAAUAUCAUACAUUGUAAUUUAUAACCGGUUAUUUUACGGUCUGUGUAUAUGUUUACAUUGCGGUAACCCCGUUUUCCAUUUUAGGUUAGCGAGAAAAACUAGAAAAUGUAAAACAAAAUAUUGCAGUGGGCACAUCGCGGUGUCAAAGACAAUAGGAGUUUGUCACAUUCGUCGUAAUAACAUAACAAUGCCGGUGGGCGUCUUGUCUUCGGUAUGAUAUUAGACAAACGCACUGUAUUAUACUUGCUAGGUACACACCCGUAAUUUAUUACCCGUAUUUUCAAAUAAUAUCGUUAUUGUUAUUAUUAUUAUUAUGUGGUCAACAAUAAUAAUUAUAAUAAUACAGUGCCCGAGCUCUGGUUUUCUUCAACGAACGACUGGUAAAGCGUAAAAAUAAUAAUAAGUACUUAAAAAAAAUAACCAAAAAGUGAGCUCUUCCCGUCGAAUCGCUCGUCCUCCUUUCCCAAAAUACCGGAGUUUUUUUUUUAAUAUUUAUAAGCCUUUUUUGUACUCGCGGUCUUCAAUGUACUGUAAUAAUAUUACACUUAAAAUAAUAUAGAACUUAAACGAAUAAGUAAUAAUUGUUGUUAUUUCCAAAAUUUGUUCGAGGGAUUUUGGCCAUUAAAUUAUUUUUAAUUUGUACAUAGUCUUGCUAUUAUGUAUACUUGUACUUAUAUAUAUUAUAUAAACGCUAUUACGACUUGUAAUUAUUCGCUAUUGGCGUUAUCAUAAUUAUUAUUAAUUUUUUUUUUUUGUUAUCUUAUAUAUAUUAUUAUAAUUAUUUGAUGUGUGAACUCGUCAGAAACACUUG